AUGCAAUUAUUGAUUACGGUGUGGAAUCGAGAGCCAUGGUAUAUGCGUCAUAUCGGUCGCUCCAGAAACGUUAUCGUCGAAGUGGAUGGCGAUGGAACUGUUGGUGACGUGGCAAAGAAGUUGUCAACCACGCUUGGUAUUCCUCACUCUAACUUCCUUCUUAUCCUCUGUGGAAAUAAAUUAACUUACAAUACACCGAUCAGUGCCCUCUUACUUGGACCACAAACCUCGCUAACAGCAGUAGUCACUGCACCUUGUUCAUCAGAAGAUGAAAAGCAGAAAAGUGGAUCCUCAUUGUCCGCAAAUAACAGGUCAUCUGAAAUCACAUCAUUUAAGGUCUUUUGUAAAAGUUGCAGUUCACUAAAGAACGGUAAAUUGCGCGUCUAUUGUGUUGAGUGCUCAUCCGCUUCACUAAUUCUCACUAGAGAGCCUUCCAGUUGGAAUGACGUUCUAAUAAAUACUAUACAAGCCGACUGCAAGGAUUGUGAGAAGGAGACUGCAGCACGUUUUUGCUUCAAAUGCAUCGACUGCGGCCAGGUGGCAGUACCUCUAACACAUGUUCGAAAUUUUCGUGGAUUAGGCAAUUGUUCGAUAUGUUGUGAUUCGCAUAUGAAAAUUGUUGUGCAGUUGAAUUGCCAUCAUCAAACAUGCGUGGAUUGUUUCUCAACCUAUAUCAAAACAGCUUUUGUUGAACAUCAGUUUGCAUUUAUGCCGCCAAAUGGUUACACUGUUGGUUGUCCUGUUUACAACUGUCGUGGAUGUGUAGUCGACACACAUUGUUUUUAUCUGAUGGGCAAAUCGACUUAUGACGAAUAUCAGCGGCAAGCAGCAGAACAUUUUAUUACGCUGGAACAAGAAGGAAUGUUUUGUCCAAGAGCAAACUGCGGUGCUUCUUUUCUAUGGGAGUUUAGUCCAUCAAAUCCAAAGAUAAUUUGUCCGGAAUGUUAUGUCUCAUUCUGUGGCUUAUGUCGACAAUUAGAAUGUAUUUGUUUGGGAACAGAUGCGACCAAGAAGACCAUCGAGCGUAUAUGUCGCAGAUGUCCCUCUUGUGAUACUCCAACAGAGCGGAAUGGCGGUUGCGCUCACAUGCACUGUUCGCAGUGUGGUGAGCAUUGGUGUUUUUUGUGUGUGAAGUCAUGGAGUGAAAAUUGUCAAUGGAAUCACUGGUUCGACUGA
Brugia malayi is the source of this 1176-nucleotide messenger RNA. RefSeq names its product IBR domain containing protein (gene Bma-pdr-1). Lineage: Eukaryota; Metazoa; Nematoda; Chromadorea; Rhabditida; Onchocercidae. The transcript is spliced from 7 exons. Gene Ontology annotation, molecular function: zinc ion binding; ubiquitin protein ligase activity; ubiquitin conjugating enzyme binding. Gene Ontology annotation, cellular component: Golgi apparatus; endoplasmic reticulum; ubiquitin ligase complex. The record is from RefSeq and is a predicted model, not a curated record. Bases 1 to 1176 code for a protein of 391 amino acids. Gene Ontology annotation, biological process: regulation of mitochondrion organization; regulation of cellular response to oxidative stress; regulation of apoptotic process.